AUGCUCUUGUCCUCUAAGAAGGACCUCAAGACAGCCCUGGAGGUCUUUGCUGUUUUCCAGUGGGCCCUCAGUGCCUUCCUUAUUGUAACCACUGUGAUCCUUGUCAACCUCUACCUGGUGAUAUUCACAUCAUACUGGCCUGUUACUGUGCUCAUUCUUACCUGGCUGGCUUUUGACUGGAAGACCCCUGAGCAAGGUGGCCGCCGGUUUAACUGUGUGAGAAAGUGGUAUCUGUGGAAACACUACUGUGAUUACUUCCCUCUCAAGCUUCUGAAGACUCACGAUAUCUCCCCCAGCUGCAACUAUAUCCUCGCCUGCCACCCUCAUGGGCUCAUGUCUCAUUCAUGCUUUGGCCACUUUUCUACAGAGACUUCAGGUUUCUCCAAGAUCUUUCCUGGCAUCACCCCUUAUAUGCUCACAUUGGGAGCCUUUUUCUGGGUGCCUUUCCUCAGAGAAUAUAUAAUGUCUACAGGGGCCUGCUCUGUGAGCCAAUCCUCCAUGGACUUUCUGCUUACCCAUAGAGGCACAGGCAACAUGCUCAUUGUAGUGGUUGGUGGCCUGGCUGAGUGCAGAUAUAGCCAGCCAGGCUCUUCCACCCUGGUGUUGAAGAACCGGUCUGGAUUUGUGCGUGUGGCCCUUCGACAUGGAGUGGCUCUAAUCCCUGCAUAUGCCUUUGGGGAGACGGACCUCUACGAUCAGCACAUUUUCACUCCUGGGGGCUUGGUCAACCGCUUCCAGAAGUGGUUCCGGAGUAUGGUACACAUCUACCCUUGUGCUUUCUAUGGCCGUGGCUUCACCAAGAACUCCUGGGGCCUCCUGCCCUAUACUCGGCCUGUAACCACCAUUGUUGGGGAGCCUCUGCCACUGCCCAAGAUUGAGAAUCCAAGCCGGGAGAUUGUGGCUAAAUACCAUGCACUCUAUAUUGAUGCUCUGCGCAAGCUCUUUGACCAGCAUAAGACCAAGUUUGGCAUAUCUGAGACCCAAGAGCUGGUGAUAAUUUGACAGACAUUGGCAGCAACUUCUUAUCCUGGAUGGAAGCUCUUCUCUGCCUUUUCCUUGUGGCUACUGGGAGAUAGCCCUAAGAAGCAGGGAAGAACCCAAGGGGAGAGGUACCCUGAAGGUACUUUGACACCAGCAUUGAGGAAAACAAUGGAGAGA
Nycticebus coucang (slow loris) is the source of this 1158-nucleotide messenger RNA. RefSeq names its product acyl-CoA wax alcohol acyltransferase 2 (gene AWAT2). NCBI's taxonomy places the organism in Eukaryota, Metazoa, Chordata, Mammalia, Primates, Lorisidae. The transcript is spliced from 8 exons. The record is from RefSeq and is a predicted model, not a curated record. Bases 1 to 1002 code for a protein of 333 amino acids. Gene Ontology annotation, molecular function: retinol O-fatty-acyltransferase activity. Gene Ontology annotation, biological process: lipid metabolic process. Gene Ontology annotation, cellular component: endoplasmic reticulum membrane.